This is a messenger RNA of Antechinus flavipes (yellow-footed antechinus), 527 nucleotides long. RefSeq names its product histone H2B type 2-E. Gene Ontology annotation, molecular function: structural constituent of chromatin; protein heterodimerization activity; DNA binding. Lineage: Eukaryota; Metazoa; Chordata; Mammalia; Dasyuromorphia; Dasyuridae. Gene Ontology annotation, cellular component: nucleosome. The transcript has a single exon. The record is from RefSeq and is a predicted model, not a curated record. The coding region runs from base 79 to 459 and encodes 126 amino acids.
CAAAUAGUGUAGCAUCAGCGCUGGUCCCAGCACUUCUCUCUGUGCAGAUCUUUGGGUUUGCGUGAAGCGUUUGCAGCAAUGCCUGAGCCCGCCAAGUCCGCUCCUGCUCCCAAAAAGGGUUCCAAAAAGGCCGUGACCAAGGCCCAAAAGAAGGACGGCAAGAAGCGUAAGCGCAGCCGCAAGGAAAGCUAUUCCAUCUACGUGUACAAGGUGCUGAAACAGGUCCAUCCCGACACGGGCAUCUCGUCGAAAGCCAUGGGCAUCAUGAACUCGUUCGUCAACGACAUCUUCGAGCGCAUCGCCGGCGAGGCGUCCCGCUUGGCGCAUUACAACAAGCGCUCCACCAUCACUUCCCGGGAGAUCCAGACGGCCGUGCGCCUCUUGCUACCCGGGGAGCUGGCCAAGCACGCCGUGUCCGAGGGCACCAAGGCAGUCACUAAGUACACCAGCUCCAAGUAAAAUUGGAGAUCUCCGAGGGUGCCUGAAGGUCUCCCAACAUACACAACGGCUCUUUUAAGAGCCAUCCA